CUUGCACAACCAACUCCCAAAUCCAGCAUCUUUUCCCAUAAUGGCUGCUGUUGCUAGAACCCUUCGCAUUGGUCUCAUCCCCGGAGACGGUAUCGGACGGGAGGUCAUCCCUGCCGGUCGCCGCGUGCUGGAAUCCCUUCCGUCGUCGCUGAACCUGAACUUCAGCUUCGUCGAUCUCGAUGCUGGAUUCGACACCUUCAAGCGCACCGGUAGCGCUCUGCCGGACAAGACGGUCGAGACGCUGAAGAAGGAGUGUGAUGGAGCCCUGUUCGGAGCCGUCAGCUCCCCAAGCACCAAAGUAGCGGGAUACUCUAGCCCGAUCGUGGCACUCCGCAAAAAGCUGGACCUGUACGCGAACGUGCGGCCGGUGAAGACGACGGCAGGGGGCAGCCACAACGGCAAGCCGAUCGACCUGGUGAUCGUGCGGGAGAACACGGAAGACCUGUACGUAAAGGAGGAGACGACGCGGGAGACGCCGGAGGGGAAGGUGGCGGAGGCGAUCAAGCGGAUCUCAGAGCGGGCGUCGUCGCGCAUCUCGACGAUCGCCGGCGAGAUCGCGCUGCGGCGGCAGAAGAUCCGCAGCGCGGGGCCACCGGGCCUGUCGACGACGGCGCGCACCAGCCCAAUGGUGACCAUCACGCACAAGUCGAACGUGCUGUCGCAGACGGAUGGGCUGUUCCGCGAGACGGCGCGGCGCGCGCUGGCGGCGCCGCGGUUUGGCUCCGUGGAGGUCGAGGAGCAGAUCGUCGAUUCCAUGGUCUACAAGCUGUUCCGCCAGCCUGAGUACUACGACGUCAUCGUCGCCCCGAACUUGUACGGUGACAUUCUGUCUGAUGGUGCUGCUGCCCUCGUCGGCAGUCUGGGCCUCGUCCCCAGCGCUAACGUCGGUGAUGGCUUCGCUAUCGGUGAGCCCUGCCACGGUAGCGCCCCCGAUAUCGAGGGCCGCGGCAUCGCCAACCCCAUCGCCACCCUCCGCAGCGUCGCCCUGAUGCUCGAGUUCCUCGGCGAGGAGGCCGCCGCUGCCAAGAUCUAUGCCGCCGUCGAUGCGAACCUCGAUGAGGGCAAGUACCUCUCCCCCGAUAUGGGCGGCAAGGCGACCACCCAGCAGGUCUUGGAUGACGUCCUCAAGCGUUUGUAAGGGAUGGAUGAAGUGUGUAUGAUUAGCGCGGGGUUGGAUUGUUAGAGUACACAAAAAGAGAAAGGGAAAAGUUCUGCCUUGGAAUGCUAGGUAGAGAAUGGUUGAGACAACGAUGCGUACGCUAUUAGCAAUGUGCCUG
Messenger RNA from Aspergillus homomorphus CBS 101889, 1277 nucleotides. RefSeq names its product homoisocitrate dehydrogenase lysB (gene lysB). Gene Ontology annotation, molecular function: magnesium ion binding; isocitrate dehydrogenase (NAD+) activity; NAD binding. The record is from RefSeq and is a predicted model, not a curated record. Bases 41 to 1138 code for a protein of 365 amino acids. The transcript has 4 exons. Gene Ontology annotation, cellular component: mitochondrion. Gene Ontology annotation, biological process: tricarboxylic acid cycle; isocitrate metabolic process. NCBI's taxonomy places the organism in Eukaryota, Fungi, Ascomycota, Eurotiomycetes, Eurotiales, Aspergillaceae.